Molecule: messenger RNA, 255 nt
Organism: Sphenostylis stenocarpa
Lineage: Eukaryota; Viridiplantae; Streptophyta; Magnoliopsida; Fabales; Fabaceae
Source: the annotation of a GenBank genome assembly
AUGGACGCCUUCGUUGUCAUGAACGACAAGGUCCACACGAUGGUGGACUGCACAACAAAUUGGUUCGACGCAGGACACAGUGUGCAAGAGGAAUUGGAGAAGGGUUUGCCAAGGUUUCUGUGUGGGGUCACCAUGGAUGGGAAAUUGUGUGUGAUGUGGGAGUUCCAAGGGAAUUGGAAAGAGUUGGAGAUGUGGUGUGCUAAGAUGGGAGUGAAGAAGACUCCCGUUAGUGAUGAAGUUAAUCUUGUCACCUAG